Messenger RNA from Salvelinus namaycush (lake trout), 3717 nucleotides. It is a transcript of the gene cfap57, whose product is annotated as cilia and flagella associated protein 57. The coding region runs from base 1 to 3717 and encodes 1238 amino acids. The transcript is spliced from 23 exons. NCBI's taxonomy places the organism in Eukaryota, Metazoa, Chordata, Actinopteri, Salmoniformes, Salmonidae. Gene Ontology annotation, molecular function: protein binding. The record is from RefSeq and is a predicted model, not a curated record.
AUGGCUUCGAUUGUAGCCCAGUGUCACUACAUCUUCGGUUUGCGGACAGGAGUAAUAAAUAAUAUUUGCUACUUCGAUGAGCAGACUGUCAUCUUCCCAUGCGGAAACAACUGUGUACGCUACAACAUUGACCAGAGAUGUCAGAGGUUCAUUCCAGGCACAGAGAAAAGUCAGGGCAUGCAGGCCCUGGCCAUCAGCGCCAACCGCCGCUACCUGGCCGUGUCAGAGCGUGGUGAGAAGGGCACCAUCACCGUGUACGACCUGCAGCACGAGCAGAGCCGGAAGAGAAAGGUGCUCAGUGGGGGAGAGGUCCCCGUGCUGGAAUUUGUCUCCAUGGCCUUCUCCCCCGACUCCAAGUACCUGAUAGGGCAGGCAGGAGCCCCCGACUGGACCCUGUUCUACUGGAUGUGGGAGAAGCAGAAGGUCAUGGCCUCAGUGAAGACGACAGGGUCCACCAACCCCAUCAACCAGGUCAGCUUUAACCCGCAGGACAACACCCAGAUCUGCGUGAGCGGCAAUGGGGUCUUCAAGCUCUUCCGCUAUGCUGAGGGCGCCCUGAAGCAGUCCAACUUCCUUAAGCUGGAGUCCCAGAACUUCCUGUCGCACACCUGGAUGUCCGAGGAGCGUGUCAUAGCGGGGACAGAGGCGGGCAGGCUGCUGGUGUUCGAGUCAGGUGACCUGCGCUGGGAGAUGAGCGUCACCACCAAGCCUGCCACGCAGGAGGCAGACAGGUCAGACAGGAUGACCGAUCAAUCAAUCAAACAUUUUCCCAUUGCGAGUGUACCCAUGAGUUUACUAAGGAGAAAGCCAGAGGAGGCCAAGUCAGAGGGGGCAGCCCCAGCCCGUAUGCCCAGGGUCACAGCCAUCACGUCCUACUCUAAGGGCUUUGCCUGCUCCGCCGGCCCAGGGACCGUGUGUCUGUUUGAGAAGACAGAGGAGAAGGACAACUACAGAAAGACUAGGGAGAUCAGGAUCCCUGCAGACCCGUGCAGCAACGAGCCGAGUCAUGCGGAGCAGCAGGAGAUGGUCACGCUGUGUAUCAGCCCGUCAGAAGAGACCCUGGUCACCAGUACAGACCGUGGUCAGCUCUACAGCAUCACCCUGUCCUCUGCUGAGAUGAGCAAGGGGGAGCAAGCCCACUUUGAGUUCCUGUCCCACUCGUUUCACUCCAACAUCAUCACAGGUCUGUCCAUCUGCAUCCGCAAGCCCCUCAUCGCCACAUGCUCCCUGGACCACUCUGUACGCAUCUGGAACUUUGAGACCAAUGUGCUGGAGCUGCAUAAGGAGUUCCAGGAAGAGGCCUUCAGCGUGGCCCUGCACCCUUCUGGUCUCUUCAUCCUGGUGGGCUUCUCCGACAAGCUGCGCCUCAUGAACCUGCUCAUCGACGAUGUUAGGACCUUCAAGGAGUUCACUGUCAGGGGCUGCAGAGAGUGUGUUUUCAGCCAUGGGGGACACAUGUUCGCUGCUGUCAACGGAAACCUCAUCCACAUCUACUCCUCCACUACAUUUGACAACCUCUUAAAUCUGAAGGGCCACAAUGGAAAGGUGCGGGCCAUCGUGUGGAGCACGGACGACAGUCGCCUGGUGUCGUGCGGGAUGGACGGGGCCGUGUACGAGUGGAACACGCUGAACAGCAAACGCGAGUCGGAGAGCGUUCUGAAGUCCUGCAGCUACACUGGCGUCACCAUCUCGCCCGAUGCCAAGACUAUCUUCGCUGUGGGGACAGACUGUACCCUUAAGGAGAUCCAAGACUGUCAGAUCCUUAGGGAGGUGGCAGCGGACGACGUGGCCUACACCACCAUCGCUAUGUCCCGCUCGGGACGGAUGCUCUUCGCAGGGACCUCCAUCGGGACCGUCAGGGCCAUCAAGUACCCUCUAUCCACACAGAAAGACUGGAUUGAGUACCAGGCCCACUCAGGGGCUGUCACCAAGAUGGUGAUCACGUUCGACGACCAGUAUCUGCUGACGGUGUCUGAGGACGGCUGUCUGCUCAUCUGGAAGAUCAUAGACAAGGAGGGCCGCGGCCUGAAGAGAGACAAGGACAUCACCUACGCUGAGGAGAUCCUCAUCACCAAGUCAGACCUAGAGGAGAAGAACCAGAUCAUGAUGGAGCUGAAGACCCGUGUGGAGGAGCUGAAGAUGGAGAAUGAGUACCAGCUGCGUCUGAAGGACAUGAACUACAACGAGAAAAUCAAGGACCUCUCAGAGAAGUUUGUCCAAGAGAUCGAGUCCCUCAAGACCAAAAACCAGGUCCUGAAAACGGAGAAAGAGAAGCAGGAAAUGUCCCACCAGGAGGUCAUGAGGGAGGUCGUGGAGAAACACUCCAGAGAGCAGCAGGAUUUCGAGUCGACCAGUAACCAGAAGCUGAUGCUGGAGUACGAGAAGUACCAGGAGCUGCAGCUCAAGUCGCAGCUCAUGCAGGAGGGCUACGAGCGGCAGCUGCAGGCCAUGGAGGACAGCAAGGGCCGCGCCCUGGAGGAGCUCACCCUCUUCUACGAAGCCAAGCUCCAGGAGAAGAUACUCAUGCUGGGCCAGUGUCAGGACGAGUCCAGGCAGCAGGUGAGGGAGUUUGAGGAGUCCAAGAAGCAGAUGGAGGAGGACGGAGACCGGGAGAUCCAGGACAUCCGCAUCAAGUACGAGAGGAAACUACGGGUAGAGAAAGAGAUCAACCUGCGCCUGAAGGGAGAGACGGGCGUCAUGAGGAAAAAGUUCAGCAGCCUGCAGAAGGAUAUAGACGACCGCAACGUGGAGAUUGAGAAGCUGAGGGUGGAGCAGCAGAAGCUACGAGGGGUCAUCAAGUCCCUGGAGAAGGACAUCCUGGGCCUGAAGAAAGAGAUCCAGGAGAGGGACGAGACCAUCCAGGAUAAGGAGAAGAGAAUCUACGACCUGAAGAGGAAGAACCAGGAGCUGGAGAAGUUCAAGUUUGUCCUGGACUACAAGAUCAAGGAACUGAAGAAACAGAUCGAGCCCAGAGAGAACGACAUCAAGGAGAUGAAGGAGCAGAUUCAAGAGAUGGAGGGCGAGCUGGACCAGGUCCACAAGAGGAACACUCAGCUGGAGCUGAACAUCACUGAGCUGAGACUCAAACUGAAAGCCACCGAUAAGGAGAUGCACAAGGAGACGCAGAGGGUGAGGGACGUGGAGGCCCUGGUACGCAGGUUCAAGACAGACCUCCAUAACUGUGUAGGCUUCAUCCAGGAGCCUAAGAGGUUAAAGGAUAAUAUCAGAGAGCUCUAUGACCACUACGUCCAGCAGAGUGAUGUGGUGGACAUAGUGGGUGUGGACGCAGACAUCCAGAGGGAGUACAGUCGUCAGAGGGAACACCUGGAGAGGAAUGUGGCGUCUCUGAAGAGGAAGCUGGCCAAAGACACAGAGGUCCACCGGACAGACAACGUCAAGAUCAUGAAGGAGAACGUGUCUCUGAUAAAGGAGAUCAAUGAUCUGAGGCGGGAACUGCGUCUGGUGAGGACUCAGGUCCACGACUAUAAGAGCCAAAUGGGCAUCAGCAAAAAGAAACUGAGCUCCUCAGACCUCACUGCGCUGACCUCUGUGGAGGGGAGGGGUUUGGUGGCGAGGCUGAAUUUCGAGGAGGAAGCGGAGCGUAUCAUCCAGCUGCAGCGCGUGGAGAUCCAGAGGCUGAAGAUGCAGAUGCAGGGCCAGGUCCACUCCCUAAGACCCCCCUCUAGCAGCACCAAGCUGCCCGUACUCACCACUUGA